Messenger RNA from Miscanthus lutarioriparius, 2850 nucleotides. The record is from the annotation of a GenBank genome assembly. Lineage: Eukaryota; Viridiplantae; Streptophyta; Magnoliopsida; Poales; Poaceae.
AUGGCAGAUUCCCUGUUUGUGGUUCUAAAAAAAAUUGCUCUUUCUCUGGGAGAAGAGGCACUGGGGAAGAUUGGCACAGAGAUGGUGGUCCAAGUAGCGCCGAUCAUGACAGAUUUUGAGCAGAGCAUGAAGCAAAUCGAGGGCGAACUUUUGGUUCUGCAGGCCUUUAUUGGCCAGGUUAGUGCACAGAGAGUGGGUGACAAGGCUUUUGAUGCAUGGUUGGACCAAGUUAGAGAUGUUGCCCAUGAGGUGGAAGAUAUCAUUGAUGAGUAUGCUUACCUUACUUCGCAAGCAGCAUUGGAUACAAGCAGCUUCUUCAAAAGGAAGUUCCAUCAGAUCAAAAACUUUGUGGCAUGGCAGAGGUUCCCUAGCCAGAUCAGUCAAGUAGAGGCUCGAAUUCAGAGGCUAACGGAAAUGAGGAAUCGAUAUGACCUCUCAGUAGGUAAACAAGGCAAGAGUAGCAAUUUACAGCUUACCAAUCAGCUUUGCAUGUCAGAUUCUGCUUACCUAACUGAUCACUCUGAGAUAGUUGGAAAUGUUGAUGAAAUUGGAAGGUUGACUGAGUGGUUACUUGAAGAGAGACAAGACCGAACUCUGAUAGCCAUAUUUGGUAUGGGGGGUUUAGGUAAAACUACUAUCGCAAGCACUGUCUACAAGGAUCAAAAGAUCAAAACAUCUUUUGAUUGCCACGCCUGGGUUGUUGUAUCUCAGACCUAUCAGGUUGAAAAACUACUAAGAGAAAUUAUAAAUCAGCUAAUAGGUGAAAGAGCAAGCAUGCCACGUGGUGUCAUGACCAUGAGUCGCAUGAGAUUAGUUGAGGUAAUACAAAGCCAUUUGCAGGACAGGAAAUAUCUCAUUGUCUUAGAUGAUGUAUGGGACAAAGAUGCUUGGUUAUUUUUGAACUAUGCAUUUGUCAGAAACAGUUGUGGAAGCAAAGUGCUUAUAACAACCCGGAGAAAAGAUGUGUCUUCUUUGUCAGAGGACAGCUAUGUCAUUGAACUCAAAACCCUUAAACAUGCUGACUCUUGGGAACUGUUUUGUAAAAAGGCAUUUCGUGCUUCAAAAGAUAACAUAUGUCCUGAAACUAUAAGGUCUUGGGCAAACAAAAUUGUUGCAAAGUGUCAAGGAUUGCCACUUGCCAUUGUAACCAUUGGAAGUAUUAUGUCAUACCGUGGCUUGGAGGAACAGGAGUGGGCUUUUUUCUACAACCAACUUAGCUGGCAACUAGCUAACAAUCCAGAGCUCAGUUGGGUUUUUAAUGUAUUAAAUCUGAGCUUGAAUGAUCUUCCAUGCUAUCUGAGGAGCUGCUUUCUGUACUGCAGCCUCUUUCCCGAAGAUUACAAGAUUACAAGAAAACUUAUUUCCAAGCUAUGGAUAGCGGAAGGUCUUGUGGAAGAUAGAGGAGACGGAACAACAAUGGAGGAAGUUGCUGAGUGUUACCUUAUGGAGCUCACUCAACGCUCUCUUCUUCAGGUCACAGAAAGGAAAGCAUGUGGAAGAGCUAGAACAUUUCUGAUGCAUGAUCUUGUGCGAGAGGUAACAUCAAUCAUUGCUAAAAAGGAGAAGUUCGGUAUUGCACAUGGUGGUGCUGGUACAACCCAAGUUGCCCAUGGAGCUCGCCGCUUAUGCGUCCAAAGGGGUGCACAGACCUUGAAUUCUUUCAGUAGCUCACGGCUCCGUUCAUUCAUUUUGUUUGACACCGAAGUACCAUGUUCUUGGGUUCAUGAUAUUUUAUCACGUUUCAGACUACUGAGGGUCCUAUGCCUAAGAUUUGUCAAUAUUGAACAAGUGCCAGACGUGGUCACAGAACUGUAUAACUUGCGUUAUAUAGAUUUCUCAUACACAAAAGUGAAGAUGAUACCAGCAUCAUUUAGAAAACUUGUUAACCUACAAGUUUUGGAUCUCAGAUGCACCUAUGUAGAGGACUUGCCAAUGGAAAUAACUAUGCUAACUAAUUUACGGCAUUUACAUGUGUUUUUAGUCCAUGAUCUUCAAUUGAGAUCAUUGAAUUGCCUCAGUGCUACAAAAAUUCCUGGUAAUAUUUGUCAUCUAAAGAAUCUACAAGCUUUGCAGGUUGUUUCAGCCAAUAAAGAUUUGGUUUCACAGCUGGGGAACUUACAAUUACUGAGAAGUUUGGCUAUUGCGGAAAUGCGACAAAGCUACAUUGCAGAGUUAUGGAACUCACUGACAAAGAUGCCUAACCUGAACAGACUACUUAUUUCCAUGUGCAAUGUGAAGGAGACUCUUGACUUGAAAACGCUAAAGCCGUUGCCAAAUCUGACGUUAUUCGUCCUGUCAGGAAAGUUGGAGGGAGGCUUGCUCCCAUCAAUAUUUUCUGUGAAAUUAAAGGUGUUAAAAUUGGACUGGUCUAGUCUGAAGAAGGAUCCUGUUAGCUCUUUUUCUCAAAUGUUAAAUCUUGUUGAUCUAUUGCUCACUGGAGCAUAUGCUGGGGAACAGCUAACUUUUUGCACUACAUGGUUCCCCAAUCUCAAAUCUCUGCAAUUAGCUGACAUGGAACAUCUUAGUUGGAUUGAGAUAGAGGAUGGAACAAUGAUGAAUCUACAUGUUUUGUUACUUGCUGGUUUAAGGAAUCUAAAGGCUGUACCUGAGGGCAUCAAGUACAUCAGGACACUCCAUGAGAUGUUUCUGACAGAUAUGUCAAAUGAGUUCAUAAUAAGACUGCAUGGAAGUGACAAUCACAUUGUUCAACACAUACCCAACAUCAAUAAGUUUGACUCUUCUGAUUCUCAAGCAGUAAAUAACGCCAUUUAUCUGCCGUGGCUCGCCAAGAAAUUUGGUCCAGGUGCAAUUAAGUAUGCCUCUAUAAACUGUGGCCCAUCUGGCUCUUGA